CCCUCUUUGCCUGCUGUGCAGCUUCUCGCUCUCUCCCCAUCUCUUUGGCUGCCCCCGCACGCCCCCUCCCCGCUCGCUCUGCAGCUGGGGUGGGAGAAGCAGGGAUGCAGGUGGGAGAGGCGGCCCUGGGCAUCCUCCCAGCCCUGGGCUCCCUCGGCUGGGAUCCCCUGAGCUGCAUCAUUGGCAUGCGGCGCCCGGCAGGACUGCAUCACUGCUAGAGGAGAUGCCAGCGCAGAGCCUCCCUGCGCCGCACGCCACGCUGCGCCGCGCCGCCGGCAGCACCGCCGACAACUUGGGGUGCCCAAGUACCUGGAUGCGGUCGCAGCGGGAUGAUCGGCUUGGCUUGCAGAGCAUUUACUUCUAAUCUCCGGCUUGUGACAUCCUAGCGGAAAGGGGGGACCCUUUCAGGAGCAGCUCCACGGGCUAGAAAGAGGGGAAAUGGCUGGUGAACGGCUGUGAUGAAAUAUUUCCUAGUUCUGGACAUGACCUUCACCACCACAAUGAAUGAGGAAAAACCUGUCAAAUCCUCCUAGCUCCCUGGCUGUGCAGUUUGCUGUUCCCUUGCUGCUCACCAGACAGCAGCUCUUCCCACCCAAAGCACAGAAGAAGCCAGCAAGUCACAAAUGACAGCUGAAAAGUGAAGCGUUAUCAAAAGCUGUGUGAGACUCUGUCAGAGAGAAACUUUAUAUAGUAAUUCUCCUCCUUCUGAGCCUGGGAAGCUGUGAAUCCCAUUGGUUCCAAAGAACAGAGAGUAGAUAUGUUCAAGUAACCAAUACCAGAUAUUGCAGAAAUCGAUAAGUAUAUUAGAGUAUUUACACACAGUCAUCUACAGCAUUUAGAAGUCUCCAUUCAGAAUGGAUGAUGGAUAUAGAAACACAAACCUCUAUCAAGGGGGAAGGGCAGGAAACCAAGUCUCGGAUGACUACAGGUACCAAGAUGGUAACUACGAAGGGUACGCACCCAAUGAUGGCUACUACCAUGGUGGGAAUGAGCCUGCUCAUGAAGAAGAUGCCCAGAGUGAUGUUACAGAAGGCCAUGAUGAAGAUGAUGAGGUCUAUGAGGGGGAGUACCAAGGGAUCCCGCACCCAGAUGACAUUAAAGAAAAGCAGAAGCAGCGAGCUCCUGCUGUGGCUGAUGAGUACAGAGACCGUGCUGACCUUAUGGCAGAGAGGAUGGAGGAUGAGGAGCAGCUUGCCCACCAGUACGAGAACAUCAUUGAGGAGUGUGGCCACGGACGCUUCCAGUGGACCCUGUUCUUUGUUUUAGGGUUGGCACUGAUGGCAGAUGGGGUGGAGGUGUUUGUGGUUGGAUUUGUUCUCCCCAGUGCUGAGAAGGAUAUGUGCUUAUCCAGUUCGAACAAAGGGAUGCUAGGCUUGAUAGUCUACUUAGGAAUGAUGGUGGGGGCUGUCAUGCUGGGUGGCCUCGCUGAUAAACUGGGAAGAAAGCAAUGCCUCAUCAUAUCACUUGCAAUCAAUGCUGCCUUCGCGUUCCUCUCCUCCUUCGUCCAGGGAUACGGAUUCUUCCUCUUCUGCCGCCUUAUCUCGGGCCUCGGUAUUGGGGGAUCCCUCCCCAUCGUGUUUGCCUAUUUCUCUGAAUUCCUAUCUCGUGAGAAGAGGGGGGAACACCUGAGCUGGCUUUGCAUGUUCUGGAUGAUUGGUGGUAUUUUUGCUUCAGCAAUGGCUUGGAGCAUCAUCCCGCAUUACGGCUGGGGGUUCAGUAUGGGAACCAAGUACCACUUCCACAGCUGGAGGGUCUUUGUACUUGUCUGCUCUCUGCCCUGUAUCGCCUCCCUGGUGGCACUGAAAUUCAUGCCUGAAAGCCCGCGUUUUUUGCUGGAGAUAGGUAAACAUGAUGAAGCCUGGAUGAUCCUCAAGCAAGUUCAUGACACCAACAUGCGGGCCAAGGGCGAGCCAGAGAGGGUGUUUACGGUUUCCUAUAUCAAAACUCCAAAGCAAAUAGAUGAAUUUAUUGAAAUCCAGAGCUCAACAGGGACCUGGUACCAGCGGUGGCUGGUCAGAAUCACAACCACUUUCAAACAGGUCUGGGACAACGUGCUAUACUGCUUAACAGCCCAGUACAGGAUGAACACACUGAUGCUGGCUGUAGUUUGGUUUACCAUGGCCUUAAGUUACUAUGGCCUUAUUGUCUGGUUCCCUGAUAUGAUCCGGUAUUUCCAAGAAGAGGCAUAUGAAUCCCGAGUGAAGAUCUUUGAUGAGGAAGAAGUGUCACACUUCACCUUUAAUUUCACCCUCGAAAACCAGAUCCAUAGAAACGGGGAAUACAGAAACGAUAAAUUUAUUGGCAUGAAAUUCAAGGAAGUGAGAUUUGAGGAUUCGCUGUUUGAGGAAUGCUACUUUGAAGACGUGACAUCCAGCGAGACCUUCUUCGAAAACUGCACCAUCAUCUCUACUGUCUUUUAUAACACGGAUCUCUACGAACAUAAAUUCAUCAACUGCAGGCUCGUAAACAGCACAUUCAUGAAGGAAAAGGAAGGCUGCCACCUGGAUUUCGAGGAGGACAACGAUUUCCUGAUCUACCUGGUCAGCUUCCUGGGCAGUCUGUCUGUGCUGCCAGGCAACAUCAUCUCUGCGUUACUCAUGGACAAAAUAGGGAGGAUAAAGAUGAUCGGUGGCUCAAUGUUGAUCUCAGCAGUGUGCUGCUUCUUUCUCUUCUUCGGCAACAGCGAGUCAGCAAUGAUCGGCUGGCAGUGCCUCUUCUGUGGGGCCAGCAUUGCAGCCUGGAACGCUCUGGACGUCAUCACUGUGGAGCUCUACCCCACUGACAAAAGGGCAACGGCCUUUGGCAUCCUCAAUGGGCUUUGUAAGUUUGGUGCCAUCCUGGGGAACUCAAUCUUUUCCUCCUUCGUAGGGAUAACCAAGGUGGUUCCCAUCCUUCUGGCUUCCUCUGCUCUGGUUGGAGGUGGCCUGCUUGCUUUGCGCCUGCCAGAGACUCGAGAUCAGGUCCUGAUGUGAGCGACAGAGGCCAGGGGGGUCGGGUGGGGGUGGACGCAGAAGAGGAACAAAAAAGAGCCAUGCUUGGAAAAAUCAAAAUGUCCAUUUCUAUACCGUUGUGUCGAUACCUCGAAGAGAGAGGGCAGAGGGAAAGAAGAGCCCAAAGGGAUAAAAAUGAAACCCCUAGUUUCUGACCCCUUUCCAGCCACGACUGGUGCAUGCAGCUACCACACACCCCUUGCAGAGCUUGGGUUUAACCUUGCCUACACUGGGAGUCUACCCUGUCCCUCUCCAUCCCAGUGUAACGGCACAGGACGCGAGCAGCGGCUUCGUGCAUGCGUGCGCCUGCCUGGGUGUGAGCGUGUCCGACGGGAGAACAGACCCUGACCCCCUCAUGCCUUUGCCGAGCUGUGAGAUGCUGCCUGCCUUGCCCGGCACUCCUUGGCAAUUCCCAUCAGCUGUGCUCAGACACAAAGGGCAUCCGAAGGGGAGGCAGGUAACAAACCUACCAUAGGUGAGCUUCAGCAACAGGGACAAGAGCUACCAAUGUGACUAGUGACGCUGGCUGUCUUGAUUUUGGGGUUACCACCUGAACCACCCGAAAGAGCAAGAGAGUCCUAAUUUCUGGAGGAUAUGAGGGUGGGUGCUGGGCUCUCAGAAGAAUCAGGGUUUCAAAGCCCUUUACUGUCUGCACUUGGCCAUAGAGAAUCACUAGGCACCUUCUUGGUCUGGGAGAGAAAUAUAUACAUAAUUUUAUAUAUAUAUAUAUAUAUAUAUGUAUUUACACAUACUUGCAAACGUACAUACACAGAUUGAAGUGAUCAGCUAUUGAAAUUUGUAAUUUUUAAUUUCUGCACCCUUAAGAAGAUCUUAAGAGAGACACUAAAAACUAAUCCCACCAAUUCAAGAUUAUCUGGAGUCACGACCGGUUUAGUGGCACUUCAUUCUUUAUAUCCAGACACCAAAUAUUUAAAUGUGUUGAUGGCUGGGAAUAUAUAUUUCUAUGACGAUUAAGGGUUUUCUUCCUACAACUUUCACAGAGGAGAAAUCGGUAUGAUGUUGGAGCAUUCCACAAACCAAAUGUGUACAUAUUAUCCAGUGUAAAUAGGGGACUUUCUGUGAAUUUACCAGCAUUUUAGCCAUAUUAUUUAAAGAAUAUGAUGCUUGAUUUUCUUAUAUACUUCGGUCUCAUGGAAGCACUGUAAGCACAGUUACUUAAAGCCAUUUAACUUGUUACACAGGGAAUGCACGCAGCAAGCUUUCGCUGUACAGAACAUUAAAUUCUCCAUUAAGCAGCACGGUUAAGUUUGGUAUCCUGUAAAGAUCAUUUUUUUAAAUUCACAUGCCCUUUUUAUCGUAAGACUUAAGUCCUGUUGCACCUAGAAGCAAAGGGAGUUGUGUAUUUUUGGAUGUACAUUCUUGGGAAGCAGGAAUGAAAGGCAUACUAUUAAAUUACACACCGAUGCUCACAAUUGACUAGAUAGCGCUAAUUAGACCCUUUCAACAAGCUCAGCGAUCGACCAGAAUUGAUCAGAAACUGUCACAGAACGCAGGGAAUUUGUCUCACCAGGGUAUUUUGUGACAUAAAAAAAUUAUUUUGGACUUUUGCUAAUGAUCUUCCUAUUUACCUUUCUUUGGAUGCCUCUUUUUUUUUUUUCUUUUUAAGAAAAUCACGCAGGGCUAGGCUGAAAUCCAGCAGGACUGAAGUCUAACACAGUCACACUAACAGCUCACGCAGGGGCCAGCCCCGCAGAUCCGUGGGGGUCAGUGUCAGUGCUGCUCCGGAGGGCAGACGAAGGACACAGAGCGUGGUUAGAUCACAAGCAGCAACUCCUUGCCAAUGAGGCAAAAACCCUCUAAUAAGCAUCAUUUUUAUCAUAGUGUCAAUCAGGGAUAAACACUUACGGAGCAGCCAGGCUACAAUGGGCUACUUGGCAUUUUUGAGAUUUAUUCUGGGGUUUAUGAAAUUGGUAAAAUCACAAGCUGCUGUAAUAACCAAGCUUAUUAUGCCUCAUUUCUUCAUUUUAUGGGUAGCUGGGGGCCUUUUUUUGAUUCGUCUUCAAAACAGCAAGGUUCCUUCUCUAAGGUAGGAGUGAAUGUAAUUAUGUCCUUUGGCAGCAGUUCACAGCUUCUGUUGAGAAUCACAGCCCAGAAUGUGGUUGGGUUUUUUUGCCUCUAAGAAUGUCUGGUCCUUUUGCAUGGUGAGAAGCAGCUAAAUAUGUAUUUCAACACAAAAGUUCACCACAGUCUUUAUGUUUCGUCCAUUUUGUUGCAUUGUGCACAGCAAUUGCCACAUCGCAUUUGGGGGAAAAAAGAGUUCAUUUCAUUUUCUGGGCUAUUGUUGUGCUGCUCUGUGGAGCCAGAAUUUAUCUUUAUUUAUUUUAUGAAGCACUCUUAGUCAUUAUCAUCCAAUGCUCUGACUAUUUGUGUUCUCCAUUGACAUUGUACAGUGACACUAAUGACAUCAUUUAUUUUGCAAAACUUCUCUGUUAAUUUUCAGAGAAGGAAGAAAUUGAGGAGAAAGGAAUGGCAAGGUAAUAUUAGGAAAUAUCCAAUCUUAGAAACCUUUCUUCUUUACAGAAUAACUCUCUCACAGGCUGCUAAACCUCACCUUUGAGACAUUAGCUGGGACAAGGUAAAGAGCAAUAGGAUCUUGUUGUCAGUGUCACCCAGGCUAGCCACGUGGCUGUAGAAACUCUUUGCACCCCUAAAAUGCAUGGGUCAGUCACCUGAGGGCCAGGGGAUGAUGCACAUGUGUUGUGAUGAGGCUCCUACCCCUGACUUGACCAGGGAAUUCAUGACCUAAUAGGAAAGGGCAAACACACACUGCAGCUGGGACACAAGGAAAGGACAACGAUGAAGAGAGAAGGAAGAAAGGAAAAGCUAAGGAGAACCCAUAUCACCUAGCCUUAGACACCUCCGAGUUAGAUGUCUGGAUCUGAACUCAUCACCCUGGGUUCCCAUUAUUUCCUUUUGAAAGGCACAGACAAUAUUUGUGACCACGCUCAGGCACGGUGCUGAGAAGAAGAUGGGCUGCCCUGGAUGGCCCUGCUCCUCUCUUUCCAUAACAGAGAAAUCCAGGGCAGCGGCUUCAGCUCAGGCGUUUGCCUUUGUGACACUUGGGCUGACAUCUCCCAUCCAACCUCGGUGAGAACAAGGCUUAGUCAACACUCCUGAUGAGCUUGUUUAUUGUCUUUGUCAUGGUCUAAAUCAGCGUAGGCUUCACACUACUGCUCUCCCAAGCAAAAUGGUCGUUGGGUGCAGUUCCCUCAGCAUUGGCUGUGUUUUGAUUUGGGUCUCAGUUUCAAGCCAUGGGCUACCUGUGAGGCUGAGCAUGCGCCACAGAGUCCCGGAGGACCGUGCAGGGGGAGAUUUCUCAUCAGGCACCUCCUGCGAUGGCUCAGCUUUAUUUCUACUGUAAAAUCAGCAUUACACCUGCAGUUCAAGGGCCAGCAUUCCUCCUCCAGUGGUUCCCCCGCCUACGUUUGCCACAGUGAACAGUCUCCUUGUCUUGGACACACUGGACCAUCCACAGAGAAAACUGCUGACCACGGGUCCACUGAUGAUCUCUGCAGAGCACUGUUUCCUCGGAUUCAUGAACUUUACCGCGACAGGGGCACAGAGGACCAAGACAGGGGACUUGCCUUAAAUCCCAAAGACCUCUACUAGAGGACAGCUCUUCAUGCGUGCGUGGCACACCAGUGCAGCCACUUAGCCAGGGACUUUGUGGCAUGGGAAAGGUGGGUCUAGGGAACCCAGACUGACCUGCUGUGAGUUGGUGUCUUUAGCUGAACUGCAGCAUAAUGGGGGUCACAGGAGGAGUUCAUUACUGAGUUUCUGAGCAUGCAGAAACAGACAUUUAGGGGAACACAAAGCACUACUAUGAAAGACCAGUGGUAUUACGAUGAGUUCUGCCUCCUUAUAUUCUCUGUUAAUUUAACUGGUUGUCGUGUACCUAUUACUUCACAUCAGUUAUGCAGGACAGGUCCUGCCACCGCCUUUGGCUUUGCUACAUCUUACUGGUGGUGGCUGGAGCCUGGGCUGGGUGGGGUGAUCGCCUCCUUGCCCAUCUGAUCCUCAUCCCCUGGAACUGCUACGUGACUUAUAAACAGCGGUGUAUGUAUCUUUUGGACUAAGAAAAGGGACUUGGAAAACCCAUAACCAGAGCCAGAUGUUCUGCACUCUGGAGAGAGGUCAGGCAGCCCAAUGUCCUUCGGUGAUGCCGGAGAGGUGCUCUAAGGGAUAUUCCCUGAGCCUGGGAGCACUCCAGCCCCAAGGCUGGCUCCACACAGGGGCACAGAGCAUGGGCCUGAGCUUUCUGCAGACGUGCAAGUCUCUUCCAGGUCCUGCUUUGAGACCUCCAACAACAGAGUAUACUCUGAUACUGUUAAGGAGGCCCUAGGUCCAUUUACGUUCCUUGCUUGUGUCCUUUGACUUUCCAAAGGACAUGCAAAACUGGAGAGUAUAUUUUUAGGUUUAUGUAGAUUUUAUCCCCGUACGUUAUAUUUCCAUCAAGUUUCUCCCUCAGUUUCUCACCCUUGUAUUAGCAAACGCUGCUUUUAGGAAGAAUCAAGCCUGUGAACGGCAAAGGAAACAAAAUGAAAGACAUUUCUUUGCUCUAUGUGAUGCUAGUGCUGUAUAAAUGUACACACUGCAAGUUCCACUGUAAAUAACACCCAGUGUCGUGCAUUUAAUGAAAUGUUUCAUUUAGAUGCUCUGUCGGGUCUGUGUGGGAAAUAGCCAAUUCCAGUCCCUUGGUUCCUUUUCUUCAUUUGAAACCUUUCUUGUUUUAUUUUUUUUUUAUUUGAUGUGUGUCUGGUUGUCACUGGAAAUUGCAGCUGUUCCAAUGGACUUUGUUUUUGUUCUCUCCGUCACAUUAAAAACCUGGAAGAAAAAGAA
Chroicocephalus ridibundus (black-headed gull) is the source of this 7850-nucleotide messenger RNA. RefSeq names its product synaptic vesicle glycoprotein 2B (gene SV2B). The record is from RefSeq and is a predicted model, not a curated record. Gene Ontology annotation, biological process: transmembrane transport; chemical synaptic transmission. The transcript has 14 exons. The coding region runs from base 855 to 2972 and encodes 705 amino acids. NCBI's taxonomy places the organism in Eukaryota, Metazoa, Chordata, Aves, Charadriiformes, Laridae. Gene Ontology annotation, cellular component: synaptic vesicle membrane; neuron projection. Gene Ontology annotation, molecular function: transmembrane transporter activity.